AUGGCAACAGCGCAUCCACCAACCUUAGGUCCUGCAGGUUCAGGUCACCAAAUCGCACACACGCUCGGUGCUACAGUCGCUUCAAACACUCAAGGCUUUCCCGACAGGGCCUCGGACACUGAAGAAGUAUCCGACCACAGUAAUCUUAGUGAUGGGGGUGUUGAUACUGAAAGCGAAGCCAGUGAAAACGAGAUCAGCGAGGAUGAAGAUACUGACGACGUGGAAGAAGAGGAUAGCGAUAUCGAAGAUGAGAUUGAUAGUGAAUCUGGACGUACAAGUGAUGGCGAAGACAAGUCCUUAGAUGACAGCGACGUUGAGGACAGCGGCCAUGGUCAAGCUUCGGACGAUGAGGAUUCUGAGAUUGGCAACGAAGGCGAGGAGGAUGAGGAUAGUGAGGGGACACAGCAGCAGAUUCAGAUGCAGCCAGUCGGUUACCCUCUACAAGAUUCUUUCCCUUCUGAGGCACCAAGACAACAGUUGCGAGAAGCAAGCCAGCGCCAAGUUGUUCCUGUUGAAGAUAAUAGAGUUCGAGCUACCUCUCAAAUCCGCCAAACAUCCAUAGAAAAUCCUCAAGCGAUCAAUCAGCCACAGCAGCAACCUGACCAACGUGAAAUGCUGGGAGGACAGCAGUUCCAAGAACAGCAAUACAUGCAAUUGAUGCAGCAGAAGCAGCGCCAAGAGCAGGAUACAUUUGCUUCAGAGUCUAGAAGGAUGCAAGAAGGGGAAACAGAAGAAGAUGACGAAGAAACAGAGGAAACUGAGGAAUACGAAGGUACUGAUGAUGAUGACGAUAUAGUUUUAAGACAAGCGUUUCAAGCAGAGCCAUGCGAAGCAACAACACAAAGGCAAAUACAAGUGCAGAAUCAGACAUUGAGGCGACAACGCCAGGAGCAGAUGAGUGCCGCCGUGGCAAAGCAAGCUCUAGAUGAAAGAAUGCCACAAAGAGAAGAGGAGCGACACCAAGUACAGCAACGUCGAAUCCAAGCACAAAGACAGGCAAUGGAUCAGCGGAAGCAAGCACUAGAAGAGGAAGAAUACGAGGAAGACGAAAAAUACGAGGAAGACGAAGAAUACGAGGAAGAGGAAGAGAAAAUAGAGUCAACGGCAGGGCAAGAGGCUACACAGGUAGUGGCCGGCCAAAUUGCGCAGCAGGACGAAGAAUACGAGAGAUCUAAAUGGGAAGUUCAGAUGCAGCAAGCGAUGCAGAACAAGGCCAAUGACGAACUUGCUGCCAAGGACGCGGAAGAAUUGGCCGCCCAGGAAGCUGCUGACGAAGAGGAACAGCAAUGUGUCCGACAAGAACAGCAACAGCUGGAAGAAGAACGGAAAGUACAAAAUGCUGCAAACAAAGCCGAGCAAAAACGGGUUACAAACGAAGCUAAACAGCUUGCCAAGCAAGAUAAAGAUGCAAAGGAAGCUGAAGAAAAGGCGCUAAAGGAUGAACGGAAAGCCGAAGAGAGGGUGCAAAAGGAUGAACAGAAGGCUGUCGACCGUGAGGAACGUGAAACCCGUCGACAAGAGGACCUAGAGGCCAAAAAAGAGAGAAAAGCCGAAGAGAGUGUGAAAAGGGAUGAACAGAAGGCUUUCGACCGUGAGGAACGUGAAAACCGUCGACAAGAGAAUCUAGAGGCCAAAACAGAGAGAAAAGCCGAGGAAGCUGAGCAGAAAAGAGCGCAGCGCGGGAUAGACAAUGAUGCCAAGAAGGAGAAGAGGGCGAACGAUCUAGAGAUGAAGACGACACAGGCAGAAGAAAGACGAGAUCGCAAUGCAGAGGAAGCAACCCAGCGGCAACAGCAACAAGAGAUAGACCGAGAAGCUCGCAAAGCUGAAUGGGAACUCCAGUCGGCCGAUAAAAUCCAACAGGCACAGGAGAAAGCUGAUCGUAAAACACUGGAGGCUACUCAGCGUCUCGAGGAGCGGACCAUGAUGCAAGAAGCUAGAAAGACUGAACGAGAAACCGAUAUGCAGAUGCGAUUGACUGAGAAGCAGACUAAGAUAGAUGUAAAGGCUGCCGAAGCCGCACAUCGUCUUGAAGAACGUGCUAUGGAGCAAGAGGAAAAGAAAGCUCAGCGGGAAGACAAGGUGCAGCAACGCCAGAUAGAACUAGAUGAUAAGAGGACUAGACGAGAGACUGAAGCUGAAGACAAGAGACUCAGAAAGGAGGCCGAAGAAGAAGAUAGAGCGCACAAAAAAGAGGCUGAUCGUGAGAGGAAGAUUCAGCAACAAGAGGAUAGGCAGCGUAUGAGGGAAGAAGAGGAGGAGCGACGGAUAGAAGCUAACAGUGCCAUGGAAAGGCAGCAGAGAGCGCCGGCCCAGCAACCUCAUGCAGCCGGCGAAGGAAUGCACACUCCGCCGGCACCAAAAAAUCACGACGCGGUAUAUAGAGGCCAAAGCCGGCAAGGGUAUGGAGAUGACGGUCGUUUUCAACAAGAUCAAUGGAAUGGGAAUCAUAGCCAGCAACCAGAACACCCAGAUGCGCAGCACAGUGGUAGUUCCGCAGGUCAUGGACUUAAAGGCGAAAGCCAUCCAGGCCACGAGCAGAAUGGCAUGCAUGGUAAGCCCGGACCGGAGCAACAUGCGAAGGCAGAGCGGGAAGCACAGGAGAUGAACCUCAUGGCGAAGAAAAAGGCAGAGAGAUAUUUGAAGAAGGUGAUAAAAAAAGCCGAGGCUAAGCAAAUCUCCAAAAGUCCCAAUGCUCAAGACACAGACAGCAAGAACGGUAAAGAUGGAGAUCAAAGCACCAUUGAAACCCAUAUUAGAAUAGAUCAAGUAUUCCUAUUGGAGAAACGAGCAAACAGAAAAGCAGCAAAGAAAGACGCCAAUAUUCAACAACAGGGUAUAGUGAAAGUGGCCAAGGACGGCACAAACAGCGAGCAGGAAGGUAGGAUUCCACAACCUGCGGGCACAAAGGCAGAAAUAGAGCGAAGGCGAGUUGAGAGGAAAGCAGCGAAACAAGACAAGAAAGCUGCAAAGAAAGAGACCGACGUCCACAAGCAAGUUACUAGGCCAGUUGCCAAAGAUGAUAGCACGACUAUGGAUCAGAAAGGCGCCGAAGAUCAAGUCAACGGAAAGCAGGAUGUGAAAGAAAGCGCAGCAAUCAACCAGAAUGGUGCUGAUGAGCAAGCCAAGGACGAACGGAGCCUAAAAGGACCCGCGAGCGAGGACAUCAUCGCAGAGAAGAGGGCCGAGAAAAGAGCUAAGAAAGAUUUGAAAGACACUGAACAGAGAGAUGGUAACAUCGAUGAGUCUAAGCUGGUUAGCAAGAACGCUAUAAACACAGACCCCAAAGCCACCAAAAAGAAGGCCAACGAGGAAAAAAAGGAGUUGGAUGCAAAGAAGAAGGCUGAAGCGAAGGAAACAGCUUUGAAGUUGAAAUUGGCACACAAAGCCGAGAAAGCCGAUAAGAAGAGUGCUGAGAAAACUAAUCACGAAGCUAGUUCAGAUACCAACGGGCAUACGAUAGACAAAGAUGCGAAGAAACAUACCGAAAAGUGUGAAGACACUAGCACCGAUAAAGCUGGCAAGGAGGCCAAGAGAGCGGAAAAGGCACGACAGAAGCUUGAAGCAAAGCGGCUCGCAUCCGAAAGGAAAUCAAUGGACAAAGAAGAGAAACGCAAGCAGGAGUCGAUCGCAGAACAUGAGGCAGCUGAUACCAAGGAUAGUGACAAGGAGGAGAAAAAAAGACAAAAGCUUGCAGCAAAAGAUGCGGCCAAAGAAGAGAAACUCAAGCAAGAGACUGCGGAAAAGGAAGAGAAGUCGAAACAAAGAGCUGCAGCAAAAGAGGCAGCUAAGGAAGAGAAGCUCAGGCAGAAGGCCGCAAAGAAAGAAGAGCGAACAAGACAAAAGCUAGCCGCCAAGGAAGCCGCGAAAGAAGAGAAGCUCAAGCAGAAGAUGACUGCCAAACAAGAAGACACUGGACGAAAGGAGCACGACAAGGAAGAGAAACUUAAGCAAAAAGAAAUCGCCCACGACCAAGCUGCCCAGCAGAAGGAACAAGACAAAGCUGCGAAAGCCCUGAAGAAAGAGCAAGACAAGGCUCUCAAAGCCCAACAGAAGGAAAGAGACCAAGCAGCAAAAGCUGAGCAGAAACAUAGAGACCAGGCUGCAAAGGCGCAACAGAAGGAGAUGGAUAAGGCAGAGGCGCAACAGAGAAAGCAGCAGGAAAAGGUUGUUGCAGCGCAAAGAAAGGAAGAGGAGAAGAUUGCAAAGCAGAGGGAACAUGGAAGGGAGAAGGCCAUGGCUUCUCAGAGGAAAGAGGCUGAGAAAAUAGCUGCGAAGAGUGCUCCGAAACCGACGGCAGGGCAUACGGCGGCUGCACCGAGGAGGGCUGCUCCUGCGAGGAGGCGGAGGUAG
Molecule: messenger RNA, 4353 nt
Organism: Alternaria atra
Lineage: Eukaryota; Fungi; Ascomycota; Dothideomycetes; Pleosporales; Pleosporaceae
Exons: 1
Coding region: 1-4353 (1450 amino acids)
Source: RefSeq, a predicted model, not a curated record